Pristis pectinata (smalltooth sawfish) is the source of this 1488-nucleotide messenger RNA. Its product is annotated as transmembrane protease serine 6-like. The coding region runs from base 61 to 996 and encodes 311 amino acids. Gene Ontology annotation, biological process: proteolysis. The transcript has 6 exons. Gene Ontology annotation, molecular function: serine-type endopeptidase activity. The record is from RefSeq and is a predicted model, not a curated record. NCBI's taxonomy places the organism in Eukaryota, Metazoa, Chordata, Chondrichthyes, Rhinopristiformes, Pristidae.
UAUUGUUCUGCAAGCGAGAGAAUUGACUUUAGUGGAUGUUCGUUUGUCCCAUCGGUCAAAAUGAGCAGUGUUAAUAUAGAAGCGGCGAAGACCGAAGAAGUCAAGACUCGGGUACCGACAACCAGGGUUUUAAAGAUACUAGCAAUAAUUUCAGCUUCGCUGUUUGUCUUGAUUGCGGCGGCACUAGUUGCUUUUGUGUUAGUCUUUUACCUCUCUCACAAGUGCAUGGACAGCGAAGCUUGCAGAGGAUCUGAUUAUACUGCCUGUGGCUGUGGUCAACAGAAAACUCGAUCUGAGAGGAUUGUAGGUGGAUUGAGCACAUAUGAUGGCGAGUGGCCUUUUAUGGCCAGUGUACAGUACAAUGGCCAACACAUCUGUGGAGCAACACUUAUCUCCUGUAGGUGGCUUUUAACAGCUGCACAUUGCUUCAGGGACAGGGAUACAGACAACUGGACUGUGGUGCUUGGAGUCCAUUUCUUGGAUCGUUCAACAAACGGCAUCCAGAUACGAAAAAUUGCAAAGAUAAUUAUUCACCCUCUGGCAACACCUUCCUUUAAUUAUGAUGUUGCCCUUUUGGAGUUGUCCCAGCCAGUUGAAUACACUGAUUUUGUUCAACCGGCUUGUCUACCUAUAGCCACAGCAUCCACUGCUGGCAGAAGAUGUACAGCCAUUGGAUGGGGAAAAACAAGUGAAAAUGGAUUGCCAAGUAAUGAGCUUUUACAGACUGAAGUGCAGGUUUUCAACAACAGCCAAUGUCAGCGGUUUAUACCAAAAAUAACUGAACAGAUGAUCUGUGCAGGGGUUCCUGAAGGUGGCAGAGAUGCCUGUCAGGGAGAUUCUGGAGGACCAUUGCUGUGCCAAGAUGAGAAUUCUCGGGCAUGGAUAGUGACAGGAGUUGUUUCCUUUGGAACAGGCUGUGGAAGACCUAAUUAUCCAGGUGUAUAUACUCAGACAGCAGCUGUUCGGAAAUGGAUAAUGGAAAGGAUAAAUGAAUAAGUGUUGCUGGCAGCCUCACUUGUGAUGGUCAUUCUGACUGAUUGUUGCUAUGAUUGGGAUGUUGCUGAGACUUAUUAUAACAAUCGUUUUUAAUCACUUCAUGCUAUAUUGGAGUCUAUAUGUAGAGCAUUUUGCUUUGGAAAAAGCUUUGUCUUGGAUCAGAUUGUAACAAAUCUCAUUUAGAGAAACUCUGGAUUUUAAACUGUCCAACUUUUUAUUGCAUUCAGCCAGCUAAAGUGCAGUAUUCUCAUUUUUGUAGUUUUCACUAAUAUUGCAAUGCACUAAAACAACUGCUUAAAUUGGUCUCAUUAGAAAUCACUGCACUUAUUUUUAGAAAUAAAAGUUGAUGCUGUCAGACUUAUAAUAUUUUGGCCACACCUGGGCUAAUUAACCAUCAUAAGUGGUGGAAUUCUGUAUGUUACAAUGUGACUAUUUGUAAAUUGCACUGUUCACUAAUGUAAUGAAAGAUAUGGCAAACUGGUUACAAUAAAA